Messenger RNA from Penaeus vannamei (Pacific white shrimp), 1631 nucleotides. Lineage: Eukaryota; Metazoa; Arthropoda; Malacostraca; Decapoda; Penaeidae. The record is from RefSeq and is a predicted model, not a curated record.
CCAACACGACGCUGUACCCGUACCUGGCUGUGCACCUGCAGUCUCUGGGCUUCGGCGCGGACAAGGCGGCCGUGGUGUUCGCCAUCAUCCCGCUCGUGUCCAUCAUGGGGCCUCCUGUGGCCGGCGCCGUGGCUGACAAGAUCGGUAACUUCAAGCUUUUCUUCUCCGUAAUGGUAGCAGUGUCCGGCUUACUGUCAUUGUUCCUGUUGGUGAUCCCGGCAGUGCCAGUGCCUCCGGGCCUCUCGCUCACACUCCUAACGGACCAUCUCGAGCCUGAGUACCAAGACGUCAACAAACUCGCCGAGGUGUUGCCCAAGGAGGAGUCAGGCAAGACGGUUGACGCGGAGUACCUGCAGUUCAUCGUCAUCACCAACCAGUCCGGCUGCGACAUCUACGACGAGUAUCAGACGACUAUGGAUGGGAUUAACAAGAUCAACAUCGGGUCGGCGGAGCCCAAGGCCACCGCCAACCUGACCCUCAUCCAGAAGACGAGCAACUUCUCCCUGAUGGCCGUCACCACCCACCACCCCCUGUACUGCCCGACGGGCGUGCCCCUCCGUCCGCUCUCCAAGGGGGCCGAGGCGCUCCUGCCGGAGAUCCUGAUGGACUACAACACCUCGGCGCUCGACAUAAAGAACGGCAACCUGUCGACGGACGAGGACGCCUGGUGGCGGAGCGGCUGCGACGUCAAGGUGCCCGGCCUGUGCGAGCCGCACCACGCCGACAUCAUCGGCGCCGAGGCCCUCUCCUUCUGGACGUACCUCUUCGCCAGGACCUUCCUCAACGGCGCCGUCAACGCCGCCUUCACGCUCUUCGAGGGCGCCACGCUGUCGCUGCUCAAGAGGCACGAGGGGGACUACGGUCUGCAGAGGCUGUGGGGUUACAUGGGAAGCAUGGUGUUCACGCCAUUCUCCGGUUGGCUCAUCGAUACCAUGAGUUACGGAAGCAGCACCCCGGAUUUCAGACCCGCUUUCUACCUGUUCGUGGGACUGCAGGGUCUGGCCGGCCUCGUCGCCCUCUCGGUAGACCUCAAGUUCAAGCCUCCAAGCGACCAAGUCAUCAAGAACAUCUGGAGGUUCUUGCAUAACGUGGAAGUCAUCAUGUUGUUUGUUGCCAUGGGGUUGUCUGGUGCUUUCUUCGGAUUCCUGGAAGCCUUCCUCUUCUGGUUCCUGGGCGAUCUGGGCGCCUCCCGCUCCCUGAUGGGCCUCACCGUGACCGUGGGCGCCGCCGCUGCCAUCCCGCUGCUGAUCGUCAUGACACCCAUCGUCAGGAAGUUCGGGCACAUCUGCGUCAUCGCCAUGGGGUUCCUGGGCUACGCCAUUCGCUUUGCAGGUUACGCCUCCAUCUACAACCCCGUCAGCGCCCUCUACUUCGAAGCUCUGGAGGGCGUGACGAUGGGCCUUAUGCUGUCGGCGGGGAUGACCUACGCCUCGGAGCUGUCCACCACCAAGACGGUGGUGUCCCUUCAGGCGCUGUCGGGCACGCUGCACUACGGCGUCGGUGAGUGGGGAGUGAGAGGUGACAGAAAGGAAGACACAGAGGUGACUUAUGUAGCAGGAUUUAUAGACACAAUGAGGGGAUUUAAGAAAGAAAUGGAUGCGCAGUUGAAUGAGAAGCUUUUGAAGAUAUGA